Giardia duodenalis is the source of this 2817-nucleotide messenger RNA. Its product is annotated as Ankyrin repeat protein 1. The coding region runs from base 1 to 2817 and encodes 938 amino acids. Gene Ontology annotation, molecular function: protein binding. Lineage: Eukaryota; Fornicata; Diplomonadida; Hexamitidae. The transcript has a single exon. The record is from RefSeq and is a predicted model, not a curated record.
AUGCACGCUGACGAUUCACCGCCGAGGCGUUCUGGAAGAGCGCGCGGGCCAUACAGAGGAGAGCAGAAAAUUGAGGACAGUCCUCUUAUAAAGGCUGCGCGUAUGGGCGACGCCUUUGGGGUUAGGAUGAAUAUGGAGAGGUGGAAGAGGAAACCCGAUGCAUUAGGAAACUAUGCGUUACACAUAGCAGCUCAAGCUAACAACGUAGACAUUGUACAGUACUUAGCCGAGCAUGAGGCAGAGCUGAAAAAUAAAGACGGUGAAACCCCUCUCAUGGUAGCUCUCUCUGCUAAGGCGCUCUCCUCGGCCAUACUGUUGGUAAGGUACUCAGAUUUUGAAACUGAUGCGAAAGGAUAUGGGCUUUUAGAGCAUGCGCUGCAGGGAAAUUCCUUAGAGUGCGUUCAGUGCGUUGUCUUGUACUUCAAACCCUCACCAGAGCAGAUAUACCCCGUCCUAGAAGAGGCCCAUCGCCUUGGACGAAUAGAAAUAGCAAAAUUCUUAGAGAAUGUAAUGAAUAAUAUUAUAUUUAUAGAUUGCGGAGAGUGUUGGAAAUUAUUACAGAAAUAUGGAUCUGCAAUAGCGGCGACCGAGAAGUUUUCUGAGCAACUGCGUAUCAUUGAGGAGGCCAAAAGUGAGGCACAGCAUACAGAGGAACAGCAGAUACCGGAGUCUCUAGAUGUUAGGAAGAGCUCCAUAUCUACCUCACGCAAAGGGUCGGUUGGCAGACGCAACGAGCCUGGUCGCAGUAACAGCGUAACAUUUUCAGACACAGUAACCGUUAUGGGUGCCGAGCUAACGUCAUCCAACAAAGAUCCUGGACUAAUGGAGCAAGAGAUCUUGGACCUGAAGGCGAGGCUUAAUAAGCUCACAGUCGAUUUGGAUUUAAAAAGCAAGGAAAAUGAAAGCCUCUUGGUUCAACUGCAAGCUGCUGGCGAGGCGGCUAAAGUUUCUAAAAGUAGACCAAAGACGAAGGAUCAGGAGGCCGAGCUAGUCAGCAGAGCCGAGCUAGAUAAAGCAGCUACUUUGAUCUCCCAGCAACAGCUAAGAAUAGAUGAGCUCGAGCAGAUUUUGGCACAUAGUCAUGCUACUGCAGUCAAGGAUAGUAGCACAGACCAGUCAGCUGCACAACCGGCUCCAGAUGAUCAAGGUAAGAAGAAACAAGCUAAGAAGAAGAAGGACACCAAGGAAGUCCUUGAAAAAGACAAGCAAAUUGUGUUCCUGCAGGACCAACUACUUGAAUCAGAAAAGAGAUGCACGCGCUUACUGUCAGAGCUGGACGAGGCGAAAAACAAGCAAGUCCCCAGUCCACACUUGAUUCCUUACAUGCAACUGGAAAAAUCGUACAAGGUAAUGCAGGAGGAUCUGCUGAGACAGGAGUCUAAAGUUUUAGACUUGCAGAAUACGAUCAACAAGCUUCGAGCAGAAGUAUCCAAUAAGAAUGCACUCUUAACUCAAGCGCGGGGCAUAAUAGCAAGUCAGAAGGAGCACUUAGGAGGAGCAGAGAAGGAGAAAAGGCAAGGAAAGGGUGCCUCUCAAAAGUCUGCUGAGAGACGGAGCAUGGUGCCAGUAGCAUCGUAUGAUGAUGACACUGGCGCAGAUGCAGAUCCAAACGGCUUGCACAGGUCUUCAAGCCAGGGAAUCAGGCAGACGAGGACCUCUAAAUCUCAAGCACUGACACUACCCUCAAAGCCAGGAAAGGUCAAGCAGCUUCCACCGUGGAGAGGAUUAAUAGAUGAACCCAACGUAGAUCUCCCAAGUAAGAGCCAGCAGCAGGAUCCCGAACAAGAGUAUCUUUUUAGAGAGCAUGACGACCUGGCCAAGGAUUACAGCAAUUCUCCUGCCUUCCAACACACAGAGCCUCUGGCAAGUUCUAUGAUGAAUUCAGAUGCAGGGUCAAGAAACUCUCCAACAAUUAAGUCACUUGCUUCACCUAUACAGUCAUCUCCACUAAGAGUGAGUCCGACUCUGUUUGAGGUGGACACUGUGAGAGAUUCAUCUUUAUCUCCGCUUCGAACGAUUUCCCCACAUUCACCCCUACAGGCUGCAACCAACGUCACCAGCUCACCUUCUCGAAACCAGCAGGCACUUCCGCAGAACAUGGUCAGGCAGGAUAAUGGUAGGGGAGCUCUCGUGAAGGUGGGCCCGUCUAAAGGGUUUGUCAGCGUCAGACAACACAACCCUCACUUAUUUUCUACAGAUACAAUUAUAGAAGCCAGUAUCGAUAGCAAUGUUAACAGUUAUGGAACAGACACUGUCUCUCUGCUAGCGGACCCAUCUGUGCUGGCUGGCAAUUCGCCCACGAAGGUAUUGUUACCGACAGCUGGAAGACGAGUCUCUGGGGGCUAUGCUCAAGGAGGAGGCGGAGGUAGCUUUGCAAGUGCCUCUAAUAUCUCUUACGUGGAAGCAUCCUUCAAUGCGCCUGCUUCUCCACAGCAGAUGGCGUCCUCUCAAGGUGUACCCACACGUAACUCUCUUGGUGACCAGAGUCACCACAUAGAGCCUCCAGAUUCCAGCAACCCAAUUCGCAACAUGAUCAAUAGCUCUUACGGAAUGCAGCAGCCCGUACAUCAAUCCACAGUUCAGAUGGCCACAGCAUCUGGACCAUAUCUUCCACCAACAACCAACUUGGAGGGCCACGUUUCGCGUAUCCCUCAUCCUUCAUAUAAACAGCCAGCCUUCAGUUUUCGUGUGGGAAAUGUUCUGCAGGGUCCAGGAGAUGACAACAUCUAUAAUUUAUACGCGGCACCAUCAAACCCUCCCUACAAUACAGGAUAUGCUGCUAAGUCUUAUAUGCAUCCUUCCAGUGUGCGUAGUUAA